AAAACUUGUCUAAAAUGGAAAGAUGCAAGGUCAUCUCUACUGAGAAAACUACAGUUGUCAUCCAAAUAAAUCCACAGGAGGCAAAAGACAGUAUUAUUUUUGUUGAUGGACAGCAGGCCAGAGGAACAAAUCUCAAUACAACUCUUAAAGGAUUUUUAAAAGCGCAACCAAAGGCACUGGGGACUGUACAGAUAAUGAUUGGAGUGAUGGUCUUCUUACUUGGUAUUCUACACACCACAAAUUUCUACAAAUACUCUGCUAUUGUUGUCUAUAGUGGCAUCACCUACUGGGGAUCUCUCAUUUACAUGAGUGCUGGCUCUCUGUCUGUUGCUGCGCAGAAAAAACUUAAUCCGUGUGUGGUGAAAGCCUCUCUUGGAAUGAAUGUAGUCAGUGCUGUAACUGCAGGACUAACCAUUGUACUGAUGGGCAUACAAUUAAAAGUAAUAUCAAUGGAUCAUUCAAGUUCACAUGCUGAGAAAUUGCGGGUCGUUGGAAUAAUGCUGGUGUUCACCAUUCCUCAGUUCAUCAUCUCCAUCUGUACCUCAGCAUUUGCCUGCAAAGCUACCAGCAACAUCCAGUCUACAGUCAUCAAUGUUUUACUAAACUAG
This is a messenger RNA of Sinocyclocheilus grahami, 608 nucleotides long. Its product is annotated as membrane-spanning 4-domains subfamily A member 4A-like. The coding region runs from base 15 to 608 and encodes 197 amino acids. The transcript is spliced from 5 exons. Gene Ontology annotation, cellular component: membrane. The record is from RefSeq and is a predicted model, not a curated record. Lineage: Eukaryota; Metazoa; Chordata; Actinopteri; Cypriniformes; Cyprinidae.